Messenger RNA from Silurus meridionalis, 1362 nucleotides. Its product is annotated as calcitonin gene-related peptide-like. Gene Ontology annotation, molecular function: calcitonin receptor binding; hormone activity. The record is from RefSeq and is a predicted model, not a curated record. The transcript has 4 exons. Gene Ontology annotation, cellular component: extracellular region. Bases 83 to 457 code for a protein of 124 amino acids. NCBI's taxonomy places the organism in Eukaryota, Metazoa, Chordata, Actinopteri, Siluriformes, Siluridae.
CAACGAAACGACUUUGUGUUUCACCCCGCUGUGUUUUUAUUGUCACACAGAGCAGCUUCUGACUUUACAGGAGAAAACGUUCAUGAUGAAACUUUCCACAAUCCUCAUCGUCUCCGUCCUCACCAUCUGUCACCUGUACGGCUCACAUGCAGCACCGCUCAGACCUGUAUUAGACUCUCUAUCAGACCAUGUGUUUCUGAGUGAAUAUGAAGCCCGCAGGUUACUGAACGCCAUCGUUAAAGAGUUUGUGCAGAUGACAGUGGAAUCGGAUCCAAAGAUUGACAUCAGCGAGGGCAGAGUGCUGGUGAAACGCUGCUCCAGCCUCAGCACCUGCGUCCUCGGAAAGUUUUCACAAGAGCUGCACAAAUUACAGACGUUUCCUCGGACUGACGUUGGCGCAGGAACGCCUGGCAAGAAACGCAGCGCCAACUACGAGGAAACGCUCGAGCUGGCCUAAACCCCUCCUCCCUCCUUUUCUCCUCCCUCCAUCCCUCCUUCACCUCUCUGAUUUCUGUUGCAUGUGGAUUUAAUGCCUGAUCUCACAUUUCUCUUUACACACACACACACACACACACACACACACACACACACACACACACACACACAUGGCAGAGAGAAUGUGAUAUAGAGUUCUUAUUAGAUCAUCAGAUAAUGUGAAGGCUCCGCCCCAAAUGCUGAAGCGUGCAGUUAUUGUUCCUCGUAUGAUCUUUGAUCUCACAUCAGUUACUAAGAGCCAAUCAAAGACAGGGGGAGGGGCAUGACAGGGUAAUAAACAUGCCCUCAGGAGUGCAUUAACAGACUGCAGAUUGAACAGCGUCUCUCUGAGUAAAAUCAGAAACAGAAAACAAUAAAAUGGUUGCCAUGGUUACGCGUAACAAUAAAAGCAAUGGUAGCAUAGUGUCAGCUAAAUCGAACGGAAAUCUACACUACAGUGGGCGGAGACAUUAUGAUCUUCAGGACUCUUUUUGUCUUUUACAUAAAUACAUGUGAUUUUCUCUCCUCUGUCAGGGUCACAUGAUCUCAUUAACCCCUAAUAAUUGAUCUGAUGAUGUAACGAUCUGAUUAUCUGAUAAUCACACCCUGUUUAGUGUUCCACAGAGUUCCUGUAAAAUCUUUCUGUUAGUGUUUGGGACGAAGCCUUUUAAUUCUCUUACUGAUCUUGUGUGUGUGUGUGUGUGUGUGUGUGUGUGUGUGUGUGUGUGUGUGUGUGUGUGUGGAGGAAGAUAUAAAGUAUGAACACUCUACAGGUGAACAGUGUAACACAAUCACAGGGGUUUAGUUUAAUAAACUUAUUUUUCUAUCAGGAAUCUGGUUUACCUUUAUUUAUUUAAAGGUACAACACACACCCUCACACGCACAAAC